AUGUGGAGGUUGAAGGUUGCCGAGGGCGGAGGGCCAUGGAUGCAGUCAAAGAACGGCUUCCUUGGCCGGGAGGAGUGGGUAUUCGACCCCAACCUUGGCACACCCAGUGAGCACGCUGAGGUUGAGAGGUUACGGCAAGAGUUCACCAAGAACCGGUUCCACAAGGAGGAGUCGCAGGACCUCCUCCUACGAAUGCAGGUUUUUGCAUUAUAUGUCACUGGAACCCUCAAUGCCAUCCUAUCAACAGAGCAUAUAUAUGAGAUAUGCCGUUACAUUUACAACCAUCAGAACGAAGAUGGUGGAUGGGGCAAUCAAGUUUUGAGCCCGAGCACUAUGUUUGGUUCCUGCAUGAACUAUACCACCUUGAGGCUUCUAGGGCAAGAGCUUCAUGGUAAAAACAACGCACUAGCAAAAGGUCGUGCGUGGAUUUUAUCACAUGGUACUGCAACUGCUGCACCACAAUGGGCAAAGAUAUUUCUCUCGAUCAUUGGUGCAUAUGAUUGGUCAGGAAACACCCCAAUAAUCCCAGAACUUUGGAUGGUUCCAACAUUCCUUCCCAUUUAUCCAGGACGGUUUUGGUGCUAUACCCGGAUAGUGUAUAUGGCAAUGGCUUAUAUUUUUGGGAAGAAAUUUGUUGGGCCUAUCACACCAACUAUUUUUGCGAUAAGAGAGGAGCUUUAUGAUAUACCAUACAAUGAGAUUGAUUGGAGCAAGGCUUGUGAUACAUGUGCAAAGGAAGACAUCAUCUAUCCACGUUCACUGAUGCAAAAUGUUGUCCACACUUGUCUUAACAAGUUUAUUGAACCACUAUUUACGUGUUGGCCAUUUAGCAAGCUAAGAGAUAGAGCUCUGAAGCAUCUCAUGGAACAUAUUCAUUAUGAAGAUGAGACUACUCAAUAUGUAGGCUUAAGCUCUGUUACCAAGGCCCUAAAUAUGAUUUGCUGUUGGAUAGAAAAUGCAGAUUCUGAUGCAUUUAAGAAACAUCUCCCAAGGAUAUUUGAUUAUUUAUGGAUUUCAGAAGAUGGUAUGAAGUCAAAGGUAGUUGAUGGUUGCCAAUGCUGGGAGACUUCAUUCAUUGUUGAAGCCUUUUGCUCGACAAAUCUUGUCAAUGAGUGGUCGUCGACUCUGCAGAAGGCAUAUUUGUUUAUACGAAACUCACAGGUAGUUGAGAAUCCUCCCGGUGAUCAAAAUUAUGGGCAUCCCCAUAUAUCAAGAGGUUCAUGGACUCUUUCUACCACAGAUUGCGGUUGGUCUGUAUCUGAUUGUACAGCAGAAGCACUUAAGGCAUUACUCUUACUACCAAAAAGUUAUCCCAACCUUGUUGAGGAACUAAUUGGAGAAGAGAGGUUGCUUGAUGCUGCUGAUUGCCUUCUUUCCUUUAUGAAUAAAGAUGGUUCCUUUUCCACAUAUGAACGUAAGAGAACUGGUUCCUGGGUUGAGAUUUUCAAUCCAUCAGAGAGUUUUCGGAAUAUAGUUGCUGAUUAUCCGUCGGUUGAAUGCACUUCCUCGGUGAUCCAAGCUCUUGUACUGUUCAGAGAAUUAUAUCCAAAUUAUCGUAGCAAUGAUAUAUGUGAAUGCGUCAAGAAAGCUGCUAGAUUUAUUGAGAAUAGCCAACAGAUUGAUGGUUCAUGGUACGGAACGUGGGGCAUAUGUUUCACGUAUGGGACCUUUUUUGCGGUAAAAGGAUUACUUGCUGCUGGCAGGACAUAUGAGAAUAGUUAUUCCAUCAGAAAAGCAUGUGAUUUUCUCUUGCUUAAACAACUCAAUUCGGGUGGCUGGGGAGAGAGCUAUCUUUCAUGUGUGAGACAGGUUUAUGUACAGGGUGAUUGUGCUCAUGCGGUGAACACUGCUUGGGCAAUGUUAGCCUUACUUUAUGCUGGGCAGAUUGAUCGGGAUCCUGCACCACUGCAUCAUGCCGCAAAAGAACUUAUUAAUAUUCAGAUGCAGACAGGCGAGUUUCCCCAACAAGGGCAUGUUGGGAAUUUCAACUCCUCGAUGUAUUUCAAUUAUCCCAACUACCGCAACUUGUUCCCAAUUUGGGCUCUCGGGGAGUACCAUCGGCGCUUUUUUCACAGAAGGGAAGUGAAGUGAAUAUGCAAGUGUCACGUGACCGCUUUCAGCAAACCUAUCUGUCCUGAGGAUACUCAAUGCGCGUACGAACCAUUCUAUGGUGCCUACUCUGUAAAACGUACGUAAUUAAACUGUAAUAAUCGAAUAACGUGCUGAAUGUCUCUGCUGUGUAUGGUUCCGAGCUAUAGCUGUUGAGACAUACUUGGGCCAUAGUGGGCAGCACGCUGUUGAGACAUAUGUGUCUGUCUUAGUAUUGCAGGAGUAUAUUUAUUUGUUCUAAUGACGUAAAUACACGACACCGUCGUUUCAAAAAAAAUAAAUACACGACACCGCGUCUGUUAC
Setaria italica (foxtail millet) is the source of this 2412-nucleotide messenger RNA. Its product is annotated as achilleol B synthase. Bases 1 to 2091 code for a protein of 696 amino acids. NCBI's taxonomy places the organism in Eukaryota, Viridiplantae, Streptophyta, Magnoliopsida, Poales, Poaceae. The transcript is spliced from 17 exons. Gene Ontology annotation, molecular function: intramolecular transferase activity. Gene Ontology annotation, biological process: triterpenoid biosynthetic process. Gene Ontology annotation, cellular component: lipid droplet. The record is from RefSeq and is a predicted model, not a curated record.